UCCUCCUCUCUCUCUCUCUCUCUCUCUCUCUCUCUCUCUCUCUCCAUGCACGAAAUUCCAUCCUUCACAUUGGGUCCUACUGGCUACUAAAAAUUGAGUCACUUCUUCAUCCAGAACCCAUAUCUUCCCUCCCCUCGCGACAGCGCAGAAACUUAUCCAUCCGAGAAAUAAGAGAUAGACAGAGAUUUCAAAGCAGAAUACAUUAGUGUUGGGAGGGGGGCGACGAAGAGAUAGAUGUCUUUGAGAAUAAAAGCGGUGGUCGACAAGUUCGUGCAGGAGCUGAAGGAAGCACUGGAUGCGGAUAUAAAGGACCGAAUCAUGAAGGGGAGAGAGAUGCAGAGCUACAUUGAUGAGCGCGAACGUGAAGUCGCCGAGCGUGAAGCCGCUUGGAAGGUCGAGCUUUCUCGUCGCGAGGCAGAGAUUGCACGACAAGAAGUGAGGCUCAAGAUGGAGAGACAAAAUCUUGAGAAAGAGAAAAGUGUCCUAAUGGGAACUGCAUCAAAUCAAGACAAUCAAGAUGGAGCUCUUGAAAUCACUGUAAGCGGUGAAAAGUAUCGAUGCCUCAGGUUUGCAAAGGCAAAAAAAUGAGGUCUUACCUUAAAGGGUGGAAAAAUAAAGAAAGAAAUCCAUGGUUGGGUGUGAUUUCUUCUUUCCCCUAAACUUGCCUUAACCAAUGUUCUUGUUAAGAUUCUUCAUUCUUUUGGAUGCUUCAAAUAUGUACAUUUAGGUACCCCCACUAUAAUCUGAAUUGGCCUUGUCUCCGGACUUAUUAUUUAAUUCAAGAAAAUUUCUAUUAUC
Messenger RNA from Juglans regia (Persian walnut), 798 nucleotides. RefSeq lists its product as uncharacterized. NCBI's taxonomy places the organism in Eukaryota, Viridiplantae, Streptophyta, Magnoliopsida, Fagales, Juglandaceae. Bases 235 to 588 code for a protein of 117 amino acids. The record is from RefSeq and is a predicted model, not a curated record. The transcript has 2 exons.